AAAUGUAUUUGCAGGUAUACAAGAAUAUAUACAAAUGGUUGAGAUUACAAACACGAAAAUCAAGGAAGCUUCUGACUUUAAAGACGAUUUUAUAAAAAAUGGAUUGGAGCAUGUAUUUACAGCCAUUUUGGAUGAAAACAAAUAUCCAAUGAAGUAUUUGUGUUGGAUGUUCAUUGUGCCGGAACGUGCAGUAAUUCGCCACUUUUUUAUAACACCAAAUUCCAUGGCGAUACAAGUACAAUUGCAAGAACAUAUAUUUGCGUCAACUGGUAUUCCUAUGCAUGCUGAAACAGCAAAUAUUCUUUCUAUUCAUGAUAGAACAAAGCAACGUAAUUACAGAGAUAUAGAAGAUUUGAAUUUGUCCCCACUUGAAAAGGCGAAAAGACAUGUUAGCGUUAAACUUGUCAAAAAUAUGUAUAACAAUUUAUUCGAAUAUGAUGGCCGUUAUGAUUUAUACGAAAAUGAUUACAAAAAUAGUAAAGAAAUUAAGAAAUUGAACAAACUUGGAAAAGAGAGAAGACGUUAUACUGGAGAAAUUAUAAGAAAUGCACUUACCAAUAAAUUAGCUGAAAAGUCAUCGAAUGACAAGACAGAUGUACUGAGAAUUUGUGAUUUGAUUGCAAUGUGGAUUAGUGUAAAAACGUCUUCAAUAACGUAUAAUCGUAUGAACUCUGAUGUUUGUGUAAUAUAUGAUGAAGCCUUUGAGUAUUAUAAAUACAAACCAUCUAACGGCAAAUAUGUUGAAGUAUUCAUCACUGACCAUGAUGUUAUAGUAGGAGAACUAAAUGAACAACUCAAGGCACCACUAUUUGAAGAAACAAACAGCGAUGACGAUUUAGACUAGUAGUCAAAUGUAUACAUUUCUUUAAAAUUAUAAAUAAACAAAUAAAUCAUUUUUUUCAUACUGCACCAA
Messenger RNA from Adelges cooleyi (spruce gall adelgid), 913 nucleotides. RefSeq lists its product as uncharacterized. The transcript is spliced from 13 exons. The record is from RefSeq and is a predicted model, not a curated record. NCBI's taxonomy places the organism in Eukaryota, Metazoa, Arthropoda, Insecta, Hemiptera, Adelgidae. Bases 35 to 844 code for a protein of 269 amino acids.